Peromyscus maniculatus bairdii (prairie deer mouse) is the source of this 4232-nucleotide messenger RNA. RefSeq names its product EvC ciliary complex subunit 1 (gene Evc). Gene Ontology annotation, cellular component: ciliary membrane; plasma membrane protein complex. Lineage: Eukaryota; Metazoa; Chordata; Mammalia; Rodentia; Cricetidae. Gene Ontology annotation, biological process: smoothened signaling pathway. The record is from RefSeq and is a predicted model, not a curated record.
ACUGCUUGGCGCAGCAGAGAAGGGCUAGGAGGCGCAGAGCUGGCUGGUGGCGGGAUGCAGCGGGUCACCCGCCCGAGCCCCCAUGGCCUGCACGAGCGAUGCACGGCUGCAACUGGACCGGGAAGCGUUGCAGGUGGCGCCCGCUCUGCUGGUCCCCGCUGUGCUGCUGGGCGCGGCACUCGGCUUGGGCCUUGGCCUGUGGAUAAACUGCCGUUCCAGCCGCCUGCGCUCGCGGCUCCAGAAAGAUGACACGCAACGUCUGCUCAGAAGUUCCCAGCCCACUGCACAGAGCCUGCCAGACACUGGCUCCCGGGUCAGGAGGCGCCAGAGAGAGACGACAACUUCCCGGGAUGAGGAUGCUCCUGAGGAGUGUGAGCCAUCCAUGAGCGGCAACAUCACUGCAUUUGCACUGAAAGCCAGGGUUGUCUAUCCCAUCAACCAGAAGUUCCGGCCUCUGGCUGAUGGAUCCUCCCACCCGUCGCUGCAUGAAAACCUGACACAGGCAGCAGCCAUCUUGCCCCACCUACCCCACCAGCCAGCAGAGGCCUCACCAGCCAGCAGCCUGGGCAGCCUGAGCCAGGCUGGCAAGGAGGAUGGCAGCUCCUCUUCCAGCAUGCACUCAGCCUACAGUGACGACAGGCUCCUCCACUGUGCCUUCCUCCGGGUGGGCAGCUUCCCUGAGGUGCUGGCCUGUGAGAGUGCGGAUAUUGACCUGUGUGUUUGCAGCCUCCACCUGAAAGACCUGCUUCAGGUAGACACAGCGCUGAGACAGGAGAAGCACCUGAUGUUCAUUCAGAUUCUUAAAUCGUGCCUCCUGGACCUUUUUCCUAAAAAGAAGCCUGAUGAUGAACUACACCAGAAGAUCCUUUCAAAGCAAGAGCAUGAUUUGGAGGAGUUAGAAAAGGGAUUUCAGGCCAGAUUGGCAAACACGGAAAUGUUGGGCACCGGUGACCCCGGCUACGUUUCCCUGGCAGAUGUGGAGAGGAAGGAGAGAGAGCUCUCGGAGCAGCUCAUAGACAAUAUGGGAGCUUUCUGGAAGCAGAUGGAAAGCAUCCAGCCCAUUCUCGUGGACCAGUUGAAAUGCUCCAGCUCCAAGGCACGGCAGCUCAUGACGACUCUGACAGGAAGAAUGAUUGCGGCUGAAAGGCUGUUGCGUGAUUCUCAGGACCUGCAGGCCCUGGAUGCCCUGGAGAGAACAAUGGGUCGGGCCCACAUGGCGAGAAUGGUGGAGUUCCUGAGGACCCAGAUCCAGGAGGAGACCAAGUGCCGGCUGGCCGCCAUCUCCCGUGGUCUGGAGCUGCUGACUGUCCAGGGACAGCUGUCCGGGAGGCAGAAGGAGGAACUUCUGACCCAGCAGCACAAGGCCUUCUGGGAGGAGGCAGAGUGCUUUGGCAGGGAAUUCAUGCAGCGGGGCAAAGACCUGGUCCAAGCGUCUCUGGCUCACCAGGCCGAGGUGAUGGCGGAGCUCACACAAAUCCAGGAGGAAGAGCGGAGAAGUUUCCUGGCUGGUUCUCCGCUGACCUCGGACCCAGGGGAGUUCCUCAAGGCUUUUCAUGAGGUCCUGGAGAGGCAGCGGCUGACACGGAGUGACCAGGAGGAGGAGGAGGACAUCAGGAUCACUGAGGCCAUGGCCGCACUCUGCCAAGAGCUGUACUGUGGCACCAUGGAGACCUUCCAAAAGUUUGUGGACACUCUGUUCCUAAAGACGCUCCCAGAAGUGAGCAGUCUCCCCGUGGCAGAAUGUGAGGCCCUGAAACAACAGGUCCAGGAGCAGGCAGCGAAACAGCUGGGGGAGGUGGACCGAUUUCGCAGACGGCAGUGGGAACUCCUGUGUGACCUCUUGGAACACGACAGGCGGGUGUGGCUGGAGGAGUGUGCGCUGUCCACGGUGCUGCAGAGGCAGCUGCAGGAUCACCAGGAGAGCACCAUCCACCGGGUCCUGAGCCGAUUCAGUGGCCUCUCUGAAGAGUCCACACGAGGCAUCCUGCAGGGCCACGAGCUGCUGCUGGGCUCUGCUCUGCGCAGACUGGCCCUCCGAGGCACCACCAUCACUACCCUGGCUCAGAUGAGGCUGUCUGGGAAGAAGAGGCUCCUGCAGGAGCUGCGUGAGCAGCUGGCUCUGGAGCAGGGAGCGUCCCCAUGCCUGGAGGAGCAUCAGUGGCAGCUGCUCAGAGCCCUGGAGGCCCGGAUCCUGGAGGAGGCGGCCAGACUGGAAGAUGAGGCGCAGCAGACCGGCCUGAGGCUGCAGCAGCAGCUGCUUGCAGAGGCACAGGAGGCAGGGCAGCUGCUACAGCUGCACUCGGAGCGGGCCGUCGGGCAGGCGUUGCUGGUGCAUGCGAGGAACGUGGCCAGCAAGGGCCGGACCAGGGACAAGGAAGACUUCAAGAGGACCCUGGUGGAGACGGUGGUGGAGAGCGUGUAUGUGACCAGCACCAGCGUGAGCCACCUUGUGCAAGCAUAUUACCAGCGCCUUGGGAAGCUCCUGCAGGCCCACCAGGAGCAAGUGCUACAGCGUCUGAAGACCCUGCAGGGUGAGAGAAUCAACACUUACAAGCUGUGGAAGAAGCAAGAAUUCGGUGACCCACCAUCGGAGAGCCAGACACCAUCGGGCAGCCGGGCAGCAGAUACCCAUGGAGCUACCCAGACAGUGCAGCAGAGGAUGCUGUCCCAGCAGAAGAAGUUCCUGGGCCAGUUCACACAGCACCAGCAGGGCCGCCUGAACUCUCAGACACAGAAGGCACAGGAGCUUGACCAGCUCGAAGCCCAGCUUGAGACCCAGCUGCAGGAAGCUGAGCAGACCUUUAUCUCAGAGCUGGCAACCCUGGCCCGAGUGCCGCUGACUGAAAACAAGCCAUUCUCCAACAAGCGAGGACUGCCGGAAAAGCCAGUAAGGACCAAAAGAAAGAAGCCCCCACCUCGGGAGAGAGAGGACCUGGGGCCGCCCAACAAUGAUCACCCUGCCUUGGUGGACCAUACCUCAGGACCACUCAGCAGCAGGAGGCUGGGUCAGCAGGACAGCGAGGCUGGCAAUGGAGAAAACUCAAGGAAGAGACUGCAGAAAAGAAGCAAUGUGUAGUGGAACCCUGCUGAGAUGGACCUGCCUUGCACCUCACUUCCUCCAUGGCUGGAGCUGUGUGGUUUGGGGGGAGAAGCAGGAGGCCAGUCUUGAGAGAGGGGAUGCCACCUGCCUUAGAAAGUGAAAAUGACAGGACAGUAGCACCCAGUGCCUGGGAUGACAGGGGGUGGUGGAGACAUGCCUUUAAGAACCUCGGCUUCUGCCCUGGUGCACUUUGCCUGAUUGCUUCCUCCCUCGGGAGGGCCCUCUACCCCUGUCCUUUGAUCUCACAGUGUGCUGGUGCUGCCCAGCAUCUCCUUGAAGUCCUGCCUGAGGGUCUGAGCCUGAAGCCACUGUCUGGCCUCCAUUACUCCACAGUCAUGGCCUGUCCCUGGCGUUAGCUGCCAGCCUCCCAACCAGGAUUAACCAACUUUGGGCUUUGCUAUUUCUAUCUUUUGGCUCAGGUAGCCCUGAGACCUGGUCACUCAAGGAUGUCUGACUUUCAGAGCUAAUGUCUUUGGCACAGCCAUGGAUUUCCAAACCCACAGGCUUGUUCUGAGCCACUUGGAACUUGGGGACCACACGUGCCUGUCACAUACCACAAGAUCUCCUCUUUGGGCAUGGAGGGCAGAGAAGGGGAGGCCGACCCUACCCCCAGGCUCCACUGAGGAGGGGAAACCCACCAGCCAGCAGUCCCUCCCCGAAGGAGAGACCCACAGGUCACCUGCUCCUCCUGAGGGAUGGUGAGGACUUCCCUAAGCUUCCAAACCAGCCCCACUUGCCCCACAGGCCAGAGGCAACAUCCCCAACCAUCACUGUCAAUAUUUGGGUGUGAUCACUCUUUGUUUGGGUGUUUAGCUGCUGAUGCCAAAAGUGGAGUCUCUCGUGUCAGACCCAGACCCAUGUGCAGCCAGGAGGUUGUGGGUGGCACACACUGGUGCCUUGGAGAUGAGAACUGUCACUCCAUGGGAACACUGCUUCAGAUGCCUCCCCAGAGACACCAGGGUGCCUGAGAGUGCUGCCUGAGGCCGGCAGAGUUUCUGACCGCGGACUUGACUGACACAGGAUCCUACUUCCUUCCUCUUUCCCCCCUUCCUUCCUCCAGCUUCCCGGGCCUUAACCUCCUUGCACACCAGCCCUCCCUGGCUCAUUCUGAAUAAACACUUCUAUCCCAGGA